This is a messenger RNA of Scomber japonicus (chub mackerel), 1574 nucleotides long. It is a transcript of the gene gpatch3, whose product is annotated as G patch domain containing 3. Gene Ontology annotation, biological process: negative regulation of type I interferon production; positive regulation of DNA-templated transcription; negative regulation of RIG-I signaling pathway. The record is from RefSeq and is a predicted model, not a curated record. NCBI's taxonomy places the organism in Eukaryota, Metazoa, Chordata, Actinopteri, Scombriformes, Scombridae. Bases 1 to 1533 code for a protein of 510 amino acids. Gene Ontology annotation, molecular function: nucleic acid binding. The transcript has 8 exons.
AUGGCGGACUCAGGAGGGUCUGCACCGGUGUAUUUGGUCAUCAGCAACAUCCCCGCCGCUUUUCGCUCAGCGGACCUCAGAAAUUAUUUCAGUCAGUUCAUAGAAAGCGGCUGUUUUCGGUGUUUUCACUAUCGACACCGGCCGGAGGUUCUUAAGGAGUCUGAGGGUCAAAACCCGGUGUGUGAUGGCAGCGAAGAGAGCAGCUCCAAACCCCCGGAGAGCGACCGAGGAACAAAAAAGCAGCAGGCGGUGAAAACGGGCUGUUGUGUGGUCUCAGUUCAGGCUGAAGAGGCCGAGAGAUUCAUCAAGAUGUAUGCGGGGAACCACUGGAUUGACUCGAAGGGCAGCUGGCUGUCCAGACGCUGUGUAAUCAGAAGAGUAAAAGUCUCACAUGAAAAUGAUGAGGAGUCAUUCCGCUAUAAGACAAAGUAUGAGCAGCGGCACCGGUCGUCCUUAACAGAGCGUUUCACAGAGGCGGAUCUCAGAAGCUUAUCUGAACUGAAUCCGCCCUCUCUGAUGCCUAAUGGAAAUGUGGGAACACCAGUGAAAGUGUUCCUCCAGCUGAUCCAGUCCUGUCGCCUGCCUCCUCGCCUCAUCAGGAAGUUAGGCCUCACAUUCCCCAAGACCAGCUGCAACCGUCGUUACGGCAACGUGCAUUUCCAGUAUCAGGACUCUUACACGUUUCCAGCCACAGAGGAAACUGUGCUAACAGCUGGUGGACAUGAAAUAUCAGGGCCAGGCUCUUUUGCUGCACCAUCCGCUGGACGCAGACUUCUGGCUGAUCACACAGAAACAACAGAGACUGAUGAGCCACAAAAAGAAGUAGAGGAGGAGGAGGAGGAUGCACAGUCAAAUGCAGAUGAUGAUGAUGACCGCUGUGAGGAGUGGGAACGUCAUGAAGCUUUGCACGAUGAUGUAACGAGCCAGGAGCGAAGCAAAGAGAGGCUGUAUGAAGAAGAGAUUGAGUUGAAGUGGGAAAAAGGUGGCUCGGGUCUGGUAUUCUACACUGACGCACAGUACUGGCAGGAAGAGGAAGGAGAUUUUGAUGAACAAACGGCAGACGACUGGGAUGUUGACAUGAGUGUCUACUAUGAUAAAGAUGGAGGUGACAUGGAUUCCCGUGACUAUGUCCGAAUGCGGUAUGAAAAGAGGCUGAGGGACGGUCUUGAAGAUGGAUCAGGACACAAUCAGACUAUCGGCAGCUUUGAGAGGUUCACUAAGGGUUUUGGUCGUCGUGUGAUGGAGAAGCAGGGCUGGAAGGAUGGUGAAGGCUUGGGGAACAGUCAAAUUGGGAUGCCUGAAGCCCUUGAGAGCGAGGGCCAACAUCCAAACUGCAAACGGGGGUUCGGGUAUCAUGGAGAGAAAUUGCCCUUACAUCUUGGAAAAAAGGCCAGACCAAAUUUCCAUAUAACUACAGUGUAUGAUAAACCCAAAGACAUAGAUGAAGGUGACACCUUGCUCAGACGCCAACCAAGCACCAGCAUGAAGUACAGAGGCUGGACGCCAGGUGGCACCAUUGGACCACGAAGAUGACAUUAAUUCAGUUAUUAUUUUGUGUUUAUGACUGUAUAUAU